AUGAGUGACAAUGACCUGAAAACUCACCCGUUGGUCGUGUUGGUUUCUGAUAACGGAGAACCCUCACUGUCAGCGACUGUGUCUAUUGAUGUAGUGGUGAUUGAAAGUACAGGUGAAAUCCAGACUCAAUUCAGAAAUGUGCCGAGAAAGGAGGAGAGCUUCUCUGAUUUAAACCUGUAUUUGCUGAUCGCCAUUGCCUCGGUGUCAGUGAUAUUUUUACUGAGCCUCAUCAGUUUAAUAGCUGUAAAAUGCCACAGGACAGACGACAGUUUCAGAAGGUACAGCGCCCCAAUGAUCACCACACACCCUGACGGGAGCUGGUCCUACUCUAAAUCUACUCAGCAGUAUGACGUGUGUUUCAGUUCAGACACAAUGAAGAGUGACGUAGUGGUUUUCCCCGCUCCAUAUCCACCUGCAGAUGCAGAACUGAUCAGUAUUAACGGAAAUGACACGUUAAACAGGACUCAGACAUUACCCAACAAAGAGAAGGUAAGAACUGUAGUUUUAACACAGAAAUCAGUUUUCCUUCUAUCCUUUAUUAAACUUUUUUUGUUGCUUUGUUGUGAUUUUCAAUGUCUUUGGUUAACGUUGUUAUUCACUUCGUUAUCUUAUUUGAAUGAACAGUGAAAUAAUAGACAUAUCACUGCCUAUAUAAGAUAUAAAACAUGCUUUCUAUUUUCCCACUUUGAAGAGAAACUUGGACGCGCUGUCUAUGGUGCUGAAACGUUUCACCCUCUUUUGCCGUUUGUUGGAACUAUAAUUUAGCAGAAGAGCUGAGGGGUAUCCUAUGAAGCAAGCUAGAUCUACUCAGGGUUUUCUAAAGCUAACCAGAUUCAGUUAGCUUCACAUUCCAGCUCAGUCUUCAUCUGUACUAGGACGGUCGGUAUUGCUGGUCCGCCUGCUGCUAAUUGUAGCAGGCUUGUAACUGCGCGUGCAUAUCGCACAAGGCUAGUCGAACGCCGAACUCUUCAUUGAGACAAUGCUGAAACAUCAAUCCAUGGGCGAGUCAGAGCCACAUUUUCAUUUUUGCCGAAAUCAAAAUGAAAGAAAAGGUCAAAUUCAGCAGGCUAUGGUGUGAAAUAUGCUUUUUUUUUUUUAACCGUCUUUAUUUUAUUACUUUAAAUAAGUUAAUGACGACUUUGGUGUGCUUAUCAAUGCACAACCACAAGCACCUUUUUUUCGCACUCAUAAAAUAAUUGUAAUUAAGUCAUACAAAAGCGUUACUAGCUAGGUUUCCAUCCAAUUUGUGACUGAUUUUCAUGCGAAAAUUCUAAAAUCUGCAUAAAACAAUAUGAGCGUUUUCCCACUAGAUAUGUGUUUCCAUCAAACUGACUUUUUGCGGAUAAAAAAGGCUGUGCGUAAUAAUGUAGUGCACAUAAAAAUAUAUUUUACUGUUAAAUUCCCAUGUCCCGAAUGAAAAAUACAACCCCCUAGAGUCCAAGCCCUGUCUAAGCCGGGGGAGGGGGACUGAACAAACGCAUUGAAUGACAGAUGCACUACACGGAACAACAAAUAUGCCCCCAAAAAUCAAAAGGAAGUUUGUUCUGAAGUGUCUGUCGAAUAUAUCUGAGAGAUAUAAGAAAUCAGGAAAAAAAUAUAUAUGUAUAUAUUUUUUAACAUAUAUUUAUCCCCUUAUUUUGGGCCCUAAACAGUCUCCAUAUUUACUUCUAUUAAUUUUUUCAACUGGUACCUGGGGACCUUCAGACGAGUCUUGUGAGGCCUGUGGGCGUCCUAGAGCAAAAUCACCGACAUGUACGUGUUCAUGAGUCUCACCUUUGCACAGAGGGUUAGUGUCUAGGCCAAACAGUUGAGAGGCUACAGACAGAAGUUGGCAGAUCGGCUAUACCGAUUUCAGACUAUUCUCCUGACACUUGUGGAGGACGUAGAGCACCAUCGUGUUCGUUAGAGUCUCAUCUUUCUAUAGAGGGGUCAUAUAAUAGUUUUUCGGCCAAACCGUUCGGACUCUACCGAGGAUUUUGUGAGAAGACCGAUUUCCGUGAUGUCUCAUGGUGACAUUCUCGCACUCAAUUCGUGCAAAUAUGUACAAAAAGUAUUUCAGCAGAUUUACCAUUGCCCAAAAUACAUUGCUCAAAUAACUUUCAAAAGAUUGUUCUGAAGUUUGCCCCCCAAAAACAUAUUUUCCUAUGAAUGAAGUCGCACAAAAAUGUGUAUUUUACUACUAAUUAAGUCGCACAUAAAUUUGUGUCUUUUCACACGAAUUAAGCCACACAAAAACGCACAAAAACGCACGAAAUCUGCUGAAAUACUUUUUGUACAUAUUUGAAGAAUCUCAAAGCGCUUCAAAAGCAAAAAGCAAACAAGCAAUACAACAUCAUGAGUAGCCUAGCUAUAGUUAGCUCAACCAAUAGAGGCCAAGUCUUUGAGUGCAUGCGAGGGACAGUUCAUGGCUUGAUCAGGAAGGUGGUCAGUGAGAUGGUUGAUGAAUAGUCUAGUUACGAUCUUGUAGAGGGCUACUGUGGGAACCAGCCUGAGUCGUGUAGCUACUGGACUUCUCCUUCACAAUGUGUAAUGUAAUGAAAUGGUUGGAUGGAAACGUGGUUAGUGUGCGUGAAGUUUAAAAUCCAUUCUGUCAUUACUAAAUGUGUAUUGUGAUAUAUUUUAACAUUACUAUUUUUUAACAGAAAAAAAAACAAACAUUUGAUUUAUAAAAUAUUUAAUCAGUCGUCUUCCUCAAAGAAGGGGAUGAUGACGCAAUCUUUGCGAGAGGGAGGGAACCUGAUUUCAUUGGUCCUCGACUCGCGGCUCAGUCAUUUCAUUCAGGGGAAGUGGAGUUAGCCGUGAGUUAGCCUGCCCCGGAGCAGGUUAGAUCUGAAGGAUUCGUUGCCAUAUAAAUGUACCUGGCUAAAAGGUGAGCCACUUUCGUAUGACCGGUUAUCCCGAGUUGAACUCAGAGUUUGCCAAAGUUACCUCAUCAACUCCUCAAACCUGCUUCGUAGAAUACCCCUCUGAGCGCUGUUUCGUCUCGGUAUUUUCAGUAAAUCUUGCCGUAUAAGUAGAAUUUACACAAGUGUUAAAUAAGGCUAUAUUGUUCCCAUAAUGCUUAUAUUUGUGAAUGGGUGUCAUGGAAUAAUGUGGUUUUCUAAAGUGGUGUACGCUCCAAUAUUACCAAGUGGCGUCACUGUUGACCACGGCAUUGAGAUAUUAUAUUCGAGUCUCGAGUCCCCUCCCAGUUUCACAGGGUGAGGAGAUUUCUCGGGGCUUUGUUACAAAGAGAAGCAAGACGAGAAAGAGAGACGGUGGUUGGAGGCCACAUCGGUGUUUACCAUGUUGUAAUUCAGCUGGAUUUGAUACAUAUCUUUUUUGAUGCUUUGAUUUUUUGCUGAUUUUGCUAUUUUUGGAUAAAUAAUCGGCACACGUUCGAUGGAAUUAUGUAUUUACAGAAUAGAAGGAGCUCUAUUGUGACGUAUUCGGUGCUUGUGCUGCUGGAGUGUUACUGGGAAGUGGUGUCCGGGCAGCUCUCCUACUCCGUCUCAGAGGAAGUAAACCUGGGGACUUCUGUGGGAAAUAUCGCUAAGGAUCUAAACCUCAAUGUCCAGGAUUUGGAGUCGCGUAUGUUUCAGAUUGUCACCGGAUCCAAGAGAAAGUAUUUCGAGGUAAAUCUAAAGACUGGCAUUCUCUAUGUGAAUGAGAGAAUAGACAGAGAGGAGCUCUGUGUGAAGGCUCCGAAAUGUACAGUCAGUGUAGAGGCCGUUAUAAACAGUCCGUUGAAGCUUUACCGUCUAGAAAUCACUAUUUUAGAUGUUAAUGAUAAUGCUCCGUCUUUUGCUGAAAAAUCACAAAGUAUAGACAUUGCUGAGAGUACAUUACCGGGAGCGAAAUUUUCUCUUUUAGAAGCGUCUGAUGUCGAUGUUGGAAAGAAUACUGUUAGCACAUACAAGCUUAGUCCUAAUGAAUAUUUUUCUCUUGAUAUACACAAAGGAGGAGAGAGUGUGUCUGCUGAGUUGGUGCUGCAGACAGCUUUAGACCGAGAGAAACAGCCUGUUAUUCAGCUCACAAUGACCGCUGUUGAUGGAGGAAAUCCACCGAAGUCUGGCACGUCAGAAAUCAAAAUAAAUGUUUUAGAUAUUAAUGAUAACCGUCCAAUAUUCAGUAGCUCUUUGUAUAAGACUCGUGUUUUCGAGAACGUGCCCAUAGGAACAACAGUAAUAACUGUGAAUGCAAAGGAUAUCGAUGAGGGCACAAACAGUGAAAUAGUGUACUCCCUUAGAACUAAAGGCCAAGAUCAUAUAUUAGAUAGAUUUCAAAUUGAUUCUAAAACGGGAACUAUCACAGUUAAAGGCAAUGUUGAUUUUGAGGAAAGCCCUGCUUUUGAGAUUCAUGCGCAGGCGAGUGACAAAGGCCAGCCCCCAAUGGCAGCUCACUGUAAAGUGUUGGUAGAAGUGGUGGACCACAACGACAAUGCCCCUGAGAUCACUGUGACAUCACUCUUAGACACAGUAAAGGAGGAGGCUAAGGUGGGCACUGCCAUUGCUCUUGUGUCAGUCCUCGAUAAAGAUGGUGGCAAAAAUGGAGUGGUUCAUUGUGAGGUCAAGAAUAAGGCCCCAUUUAAAUUAGAGACAAACUACAAAAACUAUUAUUCGUUAGUGGUUGAUGGGCCUCUGGACAGAGAGAGCGCUUCUCAGUAUAAUGUCACCAUCACAGCUACAGAUGAAGGAACCCCGCCUCUCUCCAGCACCAGCGUUAUUACUGUACACGUUUCUGAUGUGAAUGACAACGCUCCUCGCUUCUCAGAUCCCGUGAUUAAUGUUUAUGUGAAAGAGAACAGUCCGAUAGGAGAUGUCAUUAAAACCGUGUCUGCGCUUGAUUCUGACGUCAAUGAAAAUGGACAGGUGACCUACUCAUUCUUAGAGAGUAACACCAAACCAGUGCCGCUGUCUACAAUAGUCAAUAUAAACUCAGUGACUGGAGAUAUAGUCAGUCUGCAGUCUUUUAACUAUGAGGAGAUCAAAACGUUCUAUUUUAAAGUUCAGGCCACAGACUCUGGUGUUCCUCCUCUCAGCAGCAACGUGACUGUGAACGUUUUUAUCCUGGAUGAAAAUGACAACAGUCCUGGGAUUCUCGCGCCCUAUUCUGAACACGGCUCCGUUAACACUGAGAACAUUCCCUAUUCUGCUGAAGUGGGCUACUUUGUGGCCAAGAUCAGGGCUGUAGAUGCCGACUCUGGCUACAAUGCGCUGCUUUCUUAUCACAUCUCUGAGCCCAAGGGAACCAACCUCUUCCGAAUUGGAACCAGCACCGGGGAACUAAGGACCAAGAGGCGAAUGAGUGACAAUGACCUGAAAACUCACCCGUUGGUCGUGUUGGUUUCUGAUAACGGAGAACCCUCACUGUCAGCGACUGUGUCUAUUGACGUAGUGGUGGUUGAAAGUACAGGUGAAAUCCAGACUCAAUUCAGAAAUGUGCCGAGAAAGGAGGAGAGCUUCUCUGAUUUAAACCUGUAUUUGCUGAUCGCCAUUGCCUCGGUGUCAGUGAUAUUUUUACUGAGCCUCAUCAGUUUAAUAGCUGUAAAAUGCCACAGGACAGACGAGAGUUUCAGAAGGUACAGCGCCCCAAUGAUCACCACACACCCUGACGGGAGCUGGUCUUACUCUAAAUCUACUCAGCAAUAUGACGUGUGUUUCAGCUCAGACACACUGAAGAGUGACGUAGUGGUUGUCCCUGCGCAGUAUCCACCUGCAGAUGCAGAACUGAUCAGUAUCAAUGGAAAUGACACCUUUAAUAGGACUCAAACAUUACACAACAAAGAGAAGGUAAGAUCUAUAGUUUCACUUAAAACACAUAUCCGUUUUUCACCUUUCCUUUACUAAGCAUUUUUUUCUGCUUUGUUGUGCUCCUCAAUGUAUUUGGAUGACAUUGUUUGUUUUGUUGUGCCAUUUGAAUGAACAGUGAAAUGAUAGACAUUUGACUUCAAUAUAGGUUGUAAAAACAGCUGCUAUUGUUCCUCUUUGAAGAGAAAAGUGUUCGCGCUGUCCGUGGUGCUGAAAUGCUUUACCGCUUUUGCCGAUUGUUUGAACUAAUUUAUUAGAAGAGCUGAGCACGGUUUGGUCUCAGUAUUUUCAGUAGAUGUUGCCAUAUAAACAGAACUUACACAGGUGAAAGGAUAUAUUGUUCCCAUCAUGCUUAUCUUUGUGUCUUGGUGAAUGUGGUUUUCUAAAGUGGUGUAAGUGCCAAUAUUACCACGUGGGGCCACUGUUGACCGUGGCAUUGCCACCGUGGCAUUGCGAGUCCGGAGGCCCCUCCCAGUUUCAGAGGGUGAGGAGAUUUCUCGGGGCUUUGUUACAAAGAGAAGCAAGACGAGAGAGAGAGACGGUGGUCGGAGGCCACAUCGGUGUUUACCGUGUUGUAAUUCAGCUGGAUUUGAUACAUAUCUUUUUCGAUGCUUUGAUUUUUGCGGAUAUUGCUCUGGUUGGAUCAGUGCUCCGCACAGGUUCGAUGGAAUUAUGUCUUUACCAAAUAGAAGGAGCUCCAUUGUGACGUAUUUAGUGCUUGUGCUGCUGGAGUGUUACUGGGGAGAGGUGUCCGGGCAGCUCUCCUACUCCGUCUCAGAGGAAGUAAACCUGGGGACUUCUGUGGGAAAUAUCGCUAAGGAUCUAAACCUCAAUGUCCAGGAUUUGGAGUCACGCAUGUUUCAGAUUGUCACCGGGUCCAAGAGAAAGUAUUUCGAGGUAAAUCUAAAGACUGGUGUUCUCUAUGUGAUUGAGAGAAUAGACAGAGAGGAGCUCUGUGAGACGGAUCUUAAAUGUACAGUCAGUGUAGAGGCGGUUAUAAACAAUCCGUUGAAACUUUACCGUCUAGAAAUUAAUAUUAUAGAUGUGAAUGAUCAUGCUCCAUCGUUUAGUGCGAAAUCACAAACUGUUGAUAUCCCCGAGAACACUUCACCUGGGGCGAGGUUUCCUUUACUAUCAGCAUACGACACUGAUGUAG
Coregonus sp. 'balchen' is the source of this 6945-nucleotide messenger RNA. The record is from the annotation of a GenBank genome assembly. Lineage: Eukaryota; Metazoa; Chordata; Actinopteri; Salmoniformes; Salmonidae.